Poecile atricapillus (Black-capped chickadee) is the source of this 2779-nucleotide messenger RNA. It is a transcript of the gene DQX1, whose product is annotated as DEAQ-box RNA dependent ATPase 1. The transcript has 11 exons. Lineage: Eukaryota; Metazoa; Chordata; Aves; Passeriformes; Paridae. Gene Ontology annotation, cellular component: intracellular anatomical structure; spliceosomal complex. Bases 65 to 2368 code for a protein of 767 amino acids. The record is from RefSeq and is a predicted model, not a curated record. Gene Ontology annotation, molecular function: RNA binding.
GGGUCACGUGACCGUGUCCUCAGGCAGGGCCCGCGGUGGCGCGCGCAGCUCCGCUGUCCCCGCCAUGGCCGGCUACGGGGCCCCGGGGCCCCUACCCGGGCCGAGCGGCCCCGGCUCCGCGCUGGAGGAGGAGGAGGAGGAUGAAGAUCCGUCCCUGGGCUGCGACGGCGACCUGGAGGUGAACCCCUACGACGGGCUGCCCUUCUCCUCCCGGUACUACGAGCUGCUGCGGCAGCGCCGGGAGCUGCCGGUGUGGACCACCAAGUACAGCUUCAUGGAACACCUGGAGGGCAACAGCGGCAUCGUGCUGGUGUCCGGGGCCCCCGGUACCGGCAAGAGCACACAGAUCCCUCAGUGGUGCGCCGAGUACGCCCUGUCCAUGCGGUUCGCCCACGGGCUGGUGGCCUGCACCCAGCCCCACAGCCUGGCCGCCCUCAGCCUCUCCCUGCGCGUGGCCGAUGAGAUGGACCUGAACCUGGGCCACGAGGUGGGCUACUGCGUGCCCCACGAGGACUGCUGCACCGCCGAAACCAUCCUCAGGUUCUGCUCAGACGAGAUGCUGCUGCGGGAGAUGACGUCGGACCCGCUGCUGCGGCAGUACGGGGUGGUGGUGCUGGACGAGGUGCAGGAGCGCACGGUGCCCACGGACGCUCUGCUGGGGCUGCUCAAGGACGUGCUGCUCCAGCGCCCGGCCCUGCGGCUGGUGGUGGUCACCUCGCCCGCCCUGGAGCCGCGGCUGCGCGCCUUCUGCGGGGACCCCCCCGUGGUGCGGGUCCCGGGGCACGGCUCCCUGCCACAGCUGCUCUACCGGGAGCCGCCAGCCCACGGGAGCGUGGCUGCUGCCUGUCAGGCCGUGCUGGACAUCCACCGGCGCCAGGAGCCCGGCCACAUCCUCGUCUUCCUGGCCAGCGAGCAGGAGAUCUCCGAGUGCUGCGCUGCCAUCCAGAGGGAGGCCACGGCGCUGAGCCCGGAGCUGGGCCCGCUGCUGGUGCUGCCGCUGCACCCCGGGCUGGGCCGGGCCGUGCAGCGACUCUACGAGACCCCCGAGGAGAGCCGGGAGCGGCGUGUCAUCGUCACCCACUGGCUUGGGGACUCGUCCUUCUCGCUGGGCACCGUGCGCUUCAUCAUCGACUCGGGGCUGGAGCUGCGCAGCGUGUACAACCCCCGAAUCCGCGCCGAGUCCCAGGUGCUGCGGCCCAUCAGCCGGAGCCAGGCCGAGUCCCGCAUGCAGCGAGCCGCUGGCAGCCCCCCAGGCACCUGCCUGCGCCUCUACUCGGAGGCCUUUGAGCAGCGCCUGCCCCCCAGCCCUGCGCCCCACGUCAGCGAGACCAGCCUGAGCCGCCUCGUGCUGCUGCUGAAGCGCCUGGACAUCGCCGACAUGGGCCAGUGUGACUUCCUUGACCGCCCAGCCCCCGAGUCGCUGAUGCAAGCGCUGGAGGACCUGGACUACCUGGCAGCCCUGGAUGACGACGGGAACCUGUCGGAGGUGGGGAUCAUCAUGUCGGAGUUCCCGCUGGACCCGCAGCUGGCCAAGGCCCUCAUCGCCUCCUGCGAGUUCGACUGCGUGGAGGAGAUGGUCAGCCUGGCUGCCAUGCUCACAGCAUCCCCCUGCUUCGUGCCCCUGUCCACGCACCUGGAGGAGGCUGUGGCCCUGCGCCGGCGGGCACUGCUGCACCCCAGCGGGGACCACUUCACCCUCAUCAACAUCUUCAAUGCCUUCCAGCAGCAUGCAGGGGAUGAGGGCUGGUGCCGGAAGCACGGGGUGUGCGCCGAGGCUCUGCGCCUGGCGGGCACCGUGCGCGCGGAGCUGCUCGAGGUCAUGCGCCGCAUCGAGCUCCCGGUCUCGCCACCCGCCUUCGGCUCCGACGCCAACGCCCUCAACAUCCAGCGGGCCCUCAUCUCCGGGUACUUCCUCAAGGUGGGCCCAGGGGGCUGCGGGGAGUUGUGGGGGAGCUGUGGGGGUGCAGCAACCACCUCAUUCCCUCCCGGUCCCUCCCAGGUCGCCCGAGACAUCGACGGCUCCGGCAACUACGUGAUGCUGACGCACAAGCACGUGGCGCACCUGGCCCCCGCCUGCGGGUACCUGCUGCGGCCACCCCCGCGCCGCCUGCCCCCCUGGGUGCUCUACCACGAGUUCACCAUCUCUCAGGACAACUGCCUGCGCGUGGUCUCAGAGAUCCAGCCCCAAAUGCUGGUGGAGUUGGCCCCGCAGUACUACCUGAGCAACCUGCCGCCCAGCGAGGGCCGGGACCUGCUGAUGGAGCUGCGGGAGAAGGUGGUGGCAGCGGAGGACGCGCCGGCAGAGCCGGAGCUGGCAGAGGCGGCCGGACACGAGAAUGAGCAGGGGGACGUCUGCGUCCUGCAGUGAAGCGGAGCAGCGGAGCCCCGCGGUGGGGCUGCCUGCGCUUGGCCAUGACCCCGGGGACAGGGGAGCCCCGGGGAGGCCCCAGGGGGGCCGUGCGGCUGCAGGGGCUGUCCCAGGUCCCAGGGAGGCGCGGGCACUGCCUGGCACUGCCUCGGUGCUGCGCCGCGGUUCAGUCGUGGGCCAGCGGCCGUGGGACCGCCCCGGCACCUCAGAGCGUGGAUUGGGGAGCGCUGGCCCCGGCCGGGGGAGUCAUGUGGGCCCUCCCCACUGGGCUCCUUCACCCCGUCUUUCCCGGGGGUGCUGCGGGGCCGGAGGCAUCGCCUGUCCCGCUCCCCCUGCGCCCGGGGCCGAGGGGCCACGCACGGGUCCCUCCUCUAUAAAGUUUUGUGACCUUUGCUCCUGGUUUGGUGUCCA